Molecule: messenger RNA, 966 nt
Organism: Endocarpon pusillum Z07020
Lineage: Eukaryota; Fungi; Ascomycota; Eurotiomycetes; Verrucariales; Verrucariaceae
Exons: 1
Coding region: 1-966 (321 amino acids)
Molecular function (GO): protein binding
Source: RefSeq, a predicted model, not a curated record
AUGGCGGCGACGGAACAGAAGAAAGAAAAGAAGGAGAAACCCCUCAAUGAGUAUGUAGACCCGCCCCACCGAUCAGCUCUCAUUUCGACCCUCCCAGCGCAUGGCACUGCAAUUCGCAAGUCGCACUGCGCAAAACCGACCCAUCAUUCCAUCCUUAACCUUCCAUCACUAACACACCCAUCCAGACUCCUAACCCACAGCAUAGUCGACAUCUACGUCGGGCCCGAGUCAACGCACUGGCCCAUCCACGAAAAGCUGCUCUGCUACCACUCCCCGUUCUUCGCCUCAAUCUUCUACAACGACAAAGACAAGAAAUCAAAUUCUCGAUCCAGCUCCUCCAAGUCCUACGGCCUCCCCGAUGACGACGACCACCCCUUCGAACUGCUGGUCGGCUGGCUCUACUCACGCGCGAUCCGCGAACCCAAGGAAGAAAAGGACCUCGGAUCGCUCCUGGACCUGUACCUACUGGCGGAUAAAUUCGAGAUGGCGAAACUGGCCGACGAUGUGGUCAGCGUGGUGCGCGACUUCUACCACAGCACGGGCACGUAUCCCGGUCUGAGGCGGGUGCAGUAUAUCUACUCCAACACCGACGACGACAACGUGAUGCGCGAGAUGAUGGUCGGCAGCAUCGCGCGCUACCUGGCGCUUGGAGACACGAUCCCGAACCACUGGGCCAAGGCGCUGAGGCGGAACGGCCAGCUCGCGUUGGAUAUCAUCCGCAGUGUUCAAGAGUGGCAUCUGGAGCCGCGCGUGGUCCCCGACCCGAGGGAUCCCAGUGCGGACAGAGGACGGUUGGGGAAUGGUGCCUUUUCGGCGGUGGAGGAUGAGCGGCCGCGGAGUCAGGGCACCGAUGGAGAUAACACAACAGCAUCAGCGCAGACCGGCACAGAUGGAGCGGAUACGGCGCCCACGAGCGCGGAUGAAGGGGAGAGCGAGCGGGAGAAGGAGGAUAAACCUUCUCAGUAA